This is a messenger RNA of Populus euphratica (Euphrates poplar), 879 nucleotides long. RefSeq lists its product as uncharacterized. The record is from RefSeq and is a predicted model, not a curated record. Bases 49 to 879 code for a protein of 276 amino acids. The transcript has 4 exons. NCBI's taxonomy places the organism in Eukaryota, Viridiplantae, Streptophyta, Magnoliopsida, Malpighiales, Salicaceae.
UUCACAAGGAGUUAUUGGUAGUAGUUGUCACUUUGUUUGUAUUUAAAUAUGGUGUCUCGCAAAGUUAACCUCUUUGUUUUUGUCCUUCUUCAAGCCUUUUUCUUGCUUUCUUCGCCAGUGCACUGUGACGAGGAAAAUGAUCUUCUUCAAGGUCUCAACAGCUAUAGGCACUCUUUAAACCUGCCGGCCCUUGUCAAGCACACGAAUGCAGGAUGCCUCGCUGAUAAAAUUGCUGGCAAGCUAGAGGAUGAACCUUGUACAUCAGCCAGAGCGGCAAGCCCUGUGCAAAUAGACGACUAUCCUGACCUACUUUCAAAGUGUGGCGUUGAUGUUAAUCACACUAAUGAAGGUGUUGCAUUACCUGUUUGCGUGCCUCAUUUGGUCCCAACUUUAUUGCUAACAAAUUAUACACGAACAGCAUAUGCAAGAUACAUCAAUGCUUCAAGAUUUAGUGGAGCAGGACUUGGUCAUGAAGAUGACUGGUUGGUGGUGGUCCUGACCACAAGCACCCCUAGAGGGGACUUUGCUGGGGCUACUAGUUUGGUUUCCAGGGUCGGUCUUGGCCAUUGCUUGUUGACUUUAUUGCUAGGAGCUCUUGUUUAUCUACUGUUAGUGGGGCUGGGUUCGUUCAUCAAGUUAUUCCAAGUCUUUAUGAUUCUGCCACUAACAAGUGGCACAAACAACGGUUGCCAAUCCGGUUGGUUGAUCGCUAAGGAGGAAGCACAGGAUGAGUUAGAGUUGACUAGCCAGAAAUUGUUAUCCUUGUUUGGCAUGUUCAAGGUCUGUGCGCCAAUUGGGGGAAUAGGAACUUCUGUUCGGAUGGUGGUUCAGGUGUGGAUAGGUGUCCUUUCAGAGUAUAACAUUUUUCCAAGACACUAG